Suncus etruscus (white-toothed pygmy shrew) is the source of this 3343-nucleotide messenger RNA. RefSeq names its product myosin XIX (gene MYO19). Gene Ontology annotation, biological process: vesicle transport along actin filament; actin filament organization. The coding region runs from base 188 to 3076 and encodes 962 amino acids. The record is from RefSeq and is a predicted model, not a curated record. Gene Ontology annotation, cellular component: myosin complex; actin cytoskeleton; cytoplasm. Gene Ontology annotation, molecular function: microfilament motor activity; ATP binding; actin filament binding. The transcript has 24 exons. NCBI's taxonomy places the organism in Eukaryota, Metazoa, Chordata, Mammalia, Eulipotyphla, Soricidae.
UUGAGUCACCAGAAGACGCUCUCCUCGUGUGGUUCUUGUGUCAUGUCAUCGUCUCUGGGGUGACUCGUCCAGAUUCUACCAGAAUUGAGCCCUUCCUUGGACCUAUGCACCAGCCUGGACCCCCAUGAAUGGGUGGACAGCACUCAUGCCUGCAACCCAGAGCCCUGGCUGACCACGCUUUCACAGGAUGCUCCAACAGGCUAAUGGUCACAGUCCAGACUCUGCUGCCCAAAGUGGAGAAACCCUUAGGGAAGACCUGCAGGAUUUUCUGGGUGGGGAGAAUCCGCUGCACCAGCUCGAUGACCUCACCAAGGUGAAUCCUGUGACACUAGAGACAGUCCUAAGGUGUCUGCAGGCCCGGUACUCCGCAGACACGUUCUACACCAAUGCUGGCUGCACCCUGGUGGCUUUGAACCCCUUCAAGCCGGUCCCUCAACUUUACUCGUUGGAACUGAUGAGAGAGUACCAUGCUGCUCCUCAGCCCCAGAAACUAAAGCCCCACAUCUUCACUGUUGGUGAACAGACCUAUCGGAAUGUGAAGAGCCUGAUAGAGCCAGUCAACCAGUCUAUCAUUGUCAGUGGCGAGAGUGGUGCUGGAAAGACAUGGACAUCCCGCUGCCUGAUGAAGUUCUACACGGUGGUGGCCACCUCUCCCACAUCCCAGGAGAUCCACAAGAUUGCCGAGAGGAUCGAGCAGCGCAUCCUGAACUCCAACCCAGUCAUGGAAGCCUUUGGGAAUGCAUGCACACUGAGGAAUAACAACAGCAGCCGCUUUGGGAAGUUCAUCCAGCUCCAGCUAAACAGGGCCCAGCAGAUGACUGGAGCUGCCGUUCAGACCUACCUCCUAGAGAAAACCCGAGUGGCCCGCCAGGCCUCCAACGAGAGGAACUUCCACAUCUUCUACCAGAUCUGCAAAGGAGCCAGCGCCAAGGAGAGGCUCCAGUGGCACCUUCCCGAGGGAGCAGCCUUCUCAUGGCUACCCAAUCCCGAAUGGAGCCUGGAAGAGGAUUCCUUUGAGGUGACAAGAGAGGCCAUGCUUCACCUAGGCAUUGAUGUCCCCACCCAGGAAAACAUCUUUAAGGUCCUCUCUGGACUGCUGCACCUUGGCAACCUGCACUUUGCUGAGUUCGACGAUGAAGCCCAGCCCUGCCAGCUGAAGCCCAAUGCCAACUGCUCACUCAGCACCUCGGCCUCCCUGCUGCUGCUCCCAGAGGAGCCUUUACUUGAUACGCUGCGGAUCCGAACCAUCCGGGCAGGCAGGCAGCAACAGGUGUUCCGGAAACCCUGUUCCCAAGCCGAGUGUGACACCCGUAGAGACUGUCUGGCGAAGCUGGUCUACGCAAGGCUGUUUGACUGGCUGGUGUCGGUGAUCAACAGCAGCAUCUGUGCGGACCCUGGUUCCUGGACCAGUUUCAUAGGCCUGCUGGAUGUGUAUGGCUUCGAGUCAUUUCCUGACAAUAGUCUAGAGCAGCUCUGCAUCAACUAUGCUAAUGAGAAACUGCAGCAGCACUUUGUGGCACACUACCUAAGGGCCCAGCAAGAGGAAUAUGCAAUGGAGGGCCUGGAGUGGUCCUUUGUCAACUACCAGGACAAUCAGACCUGCUUGGAUCUUAUCGAGGGGAGUCCCAUCAGUAUCUGCUCCCUCAUCAAUGAGGAAUGUCGCCUGAACCGGCCCAGCAGUGCGGCCCAGCUGCAGACACGCAUUGAGAGUGCCCUAGCAGACAGCCCGUGCUUGGGCCACAGCAAGUUCAGCCAGGAGCCCAGCUUCAUUGUGAUCCACUAUGCAGGACCUGUGCGUUACCACACGGCAGGCCUGGUAGAGAAGAACAAGGAUCCUGUUCCCCCUGAGCUGACCACACUCCUGCAGCAGUCCCAAGACCACCUGCUCAAAGUACUGUUUCCUGCUGACCCAGAAGAGAAGCCCCAGGAGUCUCCCUCUGGCCAGAGCAGGGCGCCAGUGUUAACAGUGGUGUCCAAGUUCAAGGCAUCCCUGGAACAGCUUCUACAAGUCCUUCAAAGCACCACCCCCCACUACAUUCGCUGCAUCAAGCCCAAUAGCCAGGGUCAGGCACAGACCUUCCUGCAGGAGGAGGUCCUGAGCCAGCUGAAGGCCUGUGGCCUGGUGGAGACCAUCCACAUCAGUGCUGCUGGCUUCCCCAUCCGGGUCUCGCACCGGAACUUUGUGGAGCGGUACAAGCUGCUGAGAAGGCUCCGUCCACAACCCCCCCUCUGCCCUCAGAGCCCCUCUGAUGAAGGACUCGCAGAAUGCUCUCCACAGGUUGAGGACACCACGCUGCAGCCUCUUCUCCAUGAGAUCUUGUCGAUUGUGCAAGUGCUAACUCAGGCCACAACUACACCCAGUGACACAGCUGAGGUCACACAGGUCCUGGUGCGCUGUGGCAGGACCAAGGUGUUCAUGACUGACUCCCUGCUGGAGCUUCUAGAACAGGUGCGUGCCCAGGUGCUGGAGCAGUGUGCCCGCUGCAUCCAGGGCAGCUGGAGGCAGUACCGGCACCGCCAAAGGGAACGGCAGAGGUGGGCGGCCACGCUCAUCCAAGCAGCCUUCCGUUCCUGGUUAACACGGAAAUACAUCCAGAGGCUGCACGCAGCCGCCACAGUCAUCAAGCGCACCUGGCGGAAGUGGCGAGUCCAGAUGGCCUUCCUGGCUUCUGAACUGGAUGGUGUGGAAGAAAAACACUCGUCUCCAGCUCCCUGUUCGCAGGACUCCUUCCCACUGCCCAAGAACUACCCCAAACACUGGAGAGCAAUCAUCCGCCUGUGGCCCCUGGGACUAGUCCUGGUCAAUGCAGCUGGGGGCAUCCGAGGCUUUCAGAGGGAACUGGUGGUCUGGGCCUGCCUCCAGCUCCCCCUGGCUGACACCAAAAGCUCCCCUGUCCAGAGAGUCCAGGAACAGGGCGGGAUCACAUCCAUCCGUGCACUGCCACAGGGUUCAAUCAAGUUUCAUUGCAAACGGUCUCCACUGCACUACGCUGACAUCUGCCCUGACCCUUCGCCCGACAAUGUUGCUGGCUUUAAUCAGAUCCUGCUGGAAAGACAGAGACUGGGCCACGUGUGAGAGCUUCUCACCUUCCACCCUCGCCUGGCUGGGUGAUCCUUAGGGCCUUUGUUCCUACCAGGCCUUCCCUGCCAGCUGCCUUGCCAAAGACACUGAAUCAACACAUAGCUGCCAAGUGGCUCCCACAGUGGCUCCAAGCAUGUGUGAGAGCUGCAGCACUUGUCUGCAGAGCCACACCCGGGCUCCUGGGCUGCGGCCUACACUUCGAACAAGCCAAGAUGAAGAAACCGCAGGUUGAAGGCCAGGGAGAGAACUCAGAGGGCUGGU